AUGCGUUUAAAUUUCUUUCGCUCAAAGUCUGACCUAUCAGUUAACCAGGUAGUAGUAGAACCAACCAAUGGAUGCCCAACAGACGCCGUCCCUACAGCCUCUAGGCAGCGACGGCAAAGAUCCUCAACAGAACCUUGCCAUACCAGAAGAUCCAGAUCAAAUACACUUGAUAAUCUGAUGGAUAUAUUCCAAGAAACAUCGCCCUCUACAAGCACACCCCAGAAUAUCGACUACAGUCUCGACCAUAGUCUCAACCAGAGUUUCAAUAGUCCAUCUGAAUAUUACAACCACCAGCAAUCACAACAGCAAUCACAACAGCAAUCACAACAGGAGCAGCUUAUAGAAAAUCAUAUUUCUUUUCCUUCUGAGGCAUCAAGAGCAAACAGUGCCCAGAUAUAUCCUAAAUCAACAUUAAACACUCGCUUUUUGUCAAAGUCAAAAAGAUCCGUAGCCUCUUGGAUCUCAAAAACACACAACGACAAUAGUACUACGUGGCCAAACUACCAACAGAAACCACAGUCUAGAUACCAAAACAGCACCCCUGACAACAUCGUCGUCCAGUCUGACUCCUCUCAUACAACUUUACAGAUAGGAUCCUGUGAGCCACCGACAGCUUUGUUCGGCUGUUAUUCGCCAGACGGGAAGACUAGGCACCAUCAACAGCACCAAGCACAGCACAAAGCACAACAGCAGAACGAGUCAAACAUUCGUUGUUUAUCCGUCGCACACGACUCCUUUGUUCCCUCAGCCUUGUUGACCUCCCAGAAGGAACGUCCUAAACUAACUCCGGCUCAGAAACAACGCAGAAAGACAACAGUGUUCGAGACAACUCUCUUGGUUGCCCCUGACUUUAUUGAAGAAGAACCCGACAAUAUGGACGAUAACAUUGACGGCGGUAACAGUAACAACAAUGAAGAUGAUGAUGACGAAUGGACCUGCUGUGAGCCAUCCACGACCGCAAACUCUGCAAAGAUAAGCGACAUGCUCGAACUAAUGGAGCGCGAGACCCAGAGACUUCGACAGUGUGUCAACAAAGAGCGAGACCAGUAUUUCAUGUGUCUCCAAGACAAGCAGGACACCCUUGACUGUCUGAGGAUGGCCGAGCAAGAAAUCAAAUGUCUGAAACGCAAGAUAUCGAUUGGGAAAUUCAUUGGAUUCACAGGCACCUUUGGCCGACACCAACAAUUACUGACAAACAAAGACCAGAAUAACUAUGAUUAUGAGUAUGAAUAUGAGCAUCAUCCUAUUCUACAGCAGAAGAAACUGUAUAAAAGAAGACACUCUGUUGCUCAUUUGUCGUAUGAUUCGCCUGUACAUCACCAUACACAAUUCGACAAUGAGGAGUAUAUCUAUCCUACAGAUCCUCUUCCGAACCUUCAUACCAACCCCAUGCCCAUAGAACGAAAGAUCCACAUCUUGCUUGAAGAGAUCGAUGCCAUGCAGACUGAUGAAGUCAAUAUGGAAAAAAAGUAUCAGCGCCUAACUAAUAAGAAACAUCAAUUGGAAUACCAAGUAAAGCAACAAGACGACACUAUUAAUCAACUAAGACAUGAACUGGAAAUAGCCAGAUUAAACUUCUCCUAA
Molecule: messenger RNA, 1584 nt
Organism: Phycomyces blakesleeanus NRRL 1555(-)
Lineage: Eukaryota; Fungi; Mucoromycota; Mucoromycetes; Mucorales; Phycomycetaceae
Exons: 1
Coding region: 1-1584 (527 amino acids)
Source: RefSeq, a predicted model, not a curated record